Molecule: messenger RNA, 2296 nt
Organism: Candoia aspera
Lineage: Eukaryota; Metazoa; Chordata; Lepidosauria; Squamata; Candoiidae
Gene: HACL1
Product: 2-hydroxyacyl-CoA lyase 1
Exons: 17
Coding region: 12-1751 (579 amino acids)
Biological process (GO): fatty acid alpha-oxidation
Cellular component (GO): peroxisome
Molecular function (GO): catalytic activity; thiamine pyrophosphate binding; magnesium ion binding
Source: RefSeq, a predicted model, not a curated record
GAAAGACAAAGAUGGCUUCGCAAAAUCUUGUAGCGCUGGAGGAAGAUGACGUUAUCAGCGGGGCUCAGCUCAUCGCGGAAGCCCUGAAGACUCAAAACAUUGAGUAUAUGUUUGGCAUUGUUGGUAUUCCUGUGACAGAAAUAGCAAUUGCUGCGCAAGCAAGUGGAAUUAAAUAUAUAGGAAUGCGCAAUGAACAAGCUGCCUCUUAUGCGGCUUCUGCUGUGGGGUUUCUGACAGCUCGGCCUGGAGUAUGCCUUGUAGUUUCUGGUCCUGGUCUUGUAAAUGCUCUGGCUGGAAUGGCAAAUGCAAACAUGAAUUGCUGGCCAUUGAUUGUCAUUGGAGGCUCCUCCAACAGAAAUCAAGAAACAAUGGGAGCUUUUCAAGAAUUUCCACAGGUUGAAGCCUGCAGACUUUACAGCAAAUUUUCUGUCAGACCAAACAGUCUAGAAGCUAUUCCUGCAGUUAUCGAGAAGGCUGUCAGAACCAGCAUUUAUGGACGCCCAGGUGCCUGCUAUAUUGACAUACCUGGAGACUUUGUCAAUCUGACAGUGAAGAAAAACUCUGCCAAGUACAUUGGCUGCUGUCCAGCACCUCCUAUCAGUAUGGCUGAAGAGAUGACCAUUUCUAAAGCAGUUUCAUUUAUUUUACAAUCCAAGAAACCACUUCUAAUUAUUGGCAAAGGUGCUGCUUAUUCACGUGCUGAAAACAGCAUCAGGAAGUUGGUGGACCAAUGUGGGCUUCCAUUUUUGCCUACGCCAAUGGGGAAGGGUGUUGUUCCUGACAAUCAUCCAUACUGUGUGGCUGCAGCCAGAUCUAGGGCACUACAAUAUGCUGAUGUGAUAGUAUUACUUGGAGCCAGACUAAAUUGGAUUCUGCAUUAUGGACUUCCACCAAGGUUUCAUCCAGAUGUGAAGGUUAUUCAGGUAGACAUUUGUGCUGAAGAGUUGGGAAACAAUGUGAAACCUGCUGCAGCCUUGUUGGGGGACAUAAAAGCAGUGACUGAGCAGCUUUUAGAUCGAUUUAACAGAACGCUUUGGAAAUAUCCUUCGGAUACAGACUGGUGGAAAGAUCUUUGGGCCAAAAUGCAGAGCAAUGAGGCAACAUCUAAGGCACUAUCACUACAAAAGCAAUUGCCAAUGAAUUACUACACAGUAUUCCACCAUGUGAGGGAACUCUUGCCAAAGGACUGUAUUCUGAUCAGUGAGGGAGCAAAUACUAUGGAUAUUGGGCGCACCAUGCUUCCAAACUAUCUCCCCCGCCACAGGCUUGACGCUGGUACCUUUGGGACAAUGGGAGUCGGGCUUGGUUUUGCAAUUGCAGCUGCUACAGUAGCUAAAACCCAUAAUCCUGAGCAGCGAGUGGUCUGUAUAGAAGGAGAUAGUGCCUUUGGUUUCUCUGGUAUGGAAGUGGAGACUAUUUGCAGGCAUAACUUGCCCAUCAUAAUAAUCAUAAUCAACAACAAUGGAAUAUACACCGGCUUGGACUCAGAGACUUGGAAGGAUAUACUGAAGCUUGGAGAACCUUCUACAUAUGCACCUCCAGUAGCUCUGUUGCCAGAUGCUCACUAUGAGCAGAUUAUGUCUGCCUUUGGUGGAAAAGGGUACUUUGUACGAACACCAGAAGAAUUACAGGCUGCUCUGAAGAUAAGCCUAGCAGAAAAGCUUGUGCCUUCUCUCCUUAAUGUCAUGAUCAACCCACUGUCAGACAGGAAGAAGCAAGAUUUUCACUGGCUGACCCGUUCUAACAUGUAACAUAAGAUGAAAGGACUGGAAUCAUGAGCAAAAUGCCUAUGUAAACUCAACAGAUGUCCAGGUUCCACGGUAUAAUUGCUAGCUGUUUCUGCAAAUUGAGUGAUCCUGUUGAUUGUCAUGUGUGAGAAAGGAUCACUAAUUACAUACAGACCUGUACUUUACUGUUUUGGGGAGAGAAAUGGCACCUGGCUGGCAACAUUCUCUCUUUUUCCACUGCUGCGAACAACCCAUGGAAGCAUUUACUUUAAUGCCUGCCCCAAACCUUAAAGCAAGAGAGGUACAUCACAUACUGAUUCACUUUUGCUUUUUCUGUAUUUUUACAGCAAGGGAAUGCAACAGAGCCCUCUCUGUGUCUUUCACUAGUGCAACCUUCCCCAUGCUAUGUACCAUCUAGAUGUAUGACAUAACUCCUGUUGAAAUCAGUAGGUCUUAAACCUACUCAGCAAAAGCAUGGAGUAUGCAUUUUGCAUACUGAUUGUAAUUAUGGCAUUUCCCCACAGUUUAUAAUUUUAUAAACACUGAAUAAAUAUUUUUCCCAAAUUAAA